Molecule: messenger RNA, 4338 nt
Organism: Chiloscyllium plagiosum (whitespotted bambooshark)
Lineage: Eukaryota; Metazoa; Chordata; Chondrichthyes; Orectolobiformes; Hemiscylliidae
Source: RefSeq, a predicted model, not a curated record
AGGGUUACAUGGUAGAUUCUGGGCAGGAUGGUGUUUGGAGGGUCAGUAUGGACUCGAUGGAUCGAAUGCCCGGCUUCCGUACUCUGAGAAUUCUAUGAUACAUGCUGGUUGGGACAGUGCAGAGCUCCCCACCCUACUUUCUGCUCUUCCUUCAAUGCUGACAGCAGCUGUCCAGGUUCUGUCUCGGAAACAGAGCACCUCUGACAGUGCGGUCUUGAAAUAGCAUUAGAUUGGAGGCUGAACUGGGAGCUCGGAGUUUCAUGGUAUCUCUCUCUCCCUCUCCUCUGUAAAGUGAAGUUGAAGACGUGAAGAUUAAGGCUGAGAGACAAAAGCACAGUCCAGUGAACCCGCGGCUGAGAGUUUCUCUCUGCGUAGCAUCCACAACUUAUUGUUAAACAGGAAUUCGGCUGCUUCAGCACUCUGCAGGAUCAGUGACAGAGGCUGGAACACGGAGUGAGCAGUUCAUAUGAAAACACUGAGCAAGAGGCGAGUUAGCUCUCUGCAGCUCCCAGCUCCAACAGCUUGGAAACCCGGCAGGAAAGUUCCUCCUGUCACCAUUCCCGCUGGAGGUCUGCGGUUUCUGAGGGAUUUGAGCCGCAGGGUUUGGUCUGGUGAGAUCCCUGAGGCGGUGGAAGUCUCUCUCCGUGUGCACAUGGUUUGAGCAAGGCACUGGAAAUAAAAAAAAGUGAACACGAGGUCAUUGCAAACAUGGGGAAACGAAUGCUGGCCAAAGCAAGGGAGGGAACAGCAGAAACAACUGAUUGACGCCAAGCAACGAGGUAAAAGGGUCAGAGAAAAAAAAACUCACGGGAGAGAAACGCGAAAACGAACUGAUGCCAGGAAUGAGAGCUCAGAACCAGGAAGGAUCAAGCCGCAGAGGAAAAAGACAGAGAGAGCUCGGGGAGGAUUAAACUUCAGGAGAGAGAAGAGCACGUAAGACAUUAAAGAUAGCAUGCAAAGAGGCGAUGGGGAUAUACAAUCAGGCAGCAAUAAACAGGCAAAUACUAACUGGAUGAAAGCCCAGGGAGAAGUGGAGAUCCAGAAUAGAGAUAGAGGCAGGAAAAACGGUUCCGGUGCACUCUCUCUAUCUCUGUCAGAAAGCAGCGUUAAGCCAAUGAGCUAUCCCAGUGUUGGAGAUGUGGAAGUCUGAGGCAGCGGUGAGAGAUGUCUGCUCAGUGGCUCCCAGUCCUUGCAGCCGACAGAGUGGGCACUGUCGCUGUCCUUUCAGCACCAGCUCUGAACUCCGUACCCUGAGAGCAGCGGAUCACAGCCACAAGCGUCAGGCACUGAAAAUGAUCGCUCAAAGCUGCCUCCAGCCAGUAUUGUAGGAGAGUUCCGCGCACCGCACAGCACAGCACCGCCCGCCGUCAUCCUGCUGCUGUGGACGAACGGGACUUGCCUCUCCAACAAUGCUGAAGAGAAUGAACUCCUCACUCGGCUGCCCCUACUCCAGCUUGCCUUUGGUUGGACAUUUCACAGGACACAAUCUUUCCCUGUACGUCCCGGAUACUUCCAUGCAUGAGGACCUGGGCGACAUCCUGUUAACUAUCCGGGAGCCUCCCACUAUCGCCCUGACGGUGAUGUACACCAUCUCUUUCGCGGUUGGUUUGGUUGGGAACAUAAUGUCUAUCAAAGUACUGACCAACAAGCGGAACAAAAGGAUAUCUGGGGUCAGUGCGACUCGCAGUUUGCUCAUCAACCUGGCAGUCUGUGAUCUGAUGGUGGUCUGUGUGUGUAUGCCCACCACCCUGGGUUACCAGAUCUACAAAGCAUGGAUUUAUGGUGACUUCAUGUGCAGGGCUGCUCCCUUCACCCAGGCUGUGUCAGUGUCAGCCAGUGUCCUCAGCAUCACUGUUAUAAGUGUUCACAGGUACUAUAAUGUCCACGACCCCUUCAAUGCCAGAUCAUUCUUUACCUGGAGAAAAAUCUUUUGGAUUAUUUUCGUGGUGUGGUUGCUUUCGUCUGGAAUCUGCCUGCCUCUUAUUUUUACAAAUAAGUUGGAGGUGAUUGACCCUACAUUUGGGGUUCCUUUCUGCAGCGAGGUCUGGUCCCAAGUCAAGUUGAAGCAAGCCUACAAUUUUCUCCUGUUCUGUGCUCUCUACGGUUUGCCUGUGCUGUUUAAUUUAGUGAUAUGCUUUCUCACUUGGCGCAAACUGUGGAGCACAUCCAGUCACUUCAAAGACUGCGACUCCAGGAGUCAAUCCCUUCCAGCCUCAAGGUUGAAAAUUCGCAAAAAGAUUGCCAAAAUGGUGGUGGCUUUGGUGAUUCUGUUUGCCCUUUCAUGGUUACCUGUCUAUGUGGUGGAUAUCUGGCUAGAUUUCAACACUGAAGAUGUUUCACGGAGCGACAACACAUCUUCAGAGUGGAUCAUGCAUUUUAGACCAUUUGCUCAGUGGCUUGGUCUCACCAAUUCUUCCCUUAAUCCAAUCUGUUAUUGUUUUGUUGGAGACCUGUACAGGUCAGCAAAGGAAAUAAAGAACAAAUAUAGACGGACACUAGUUUCUCUCUUUAACUAUUCCUUGUCUGAAGGUUCCACAAAGUCAUCCAUACCCAGACUUCUUUCCUACAAAGAAUCUUGUCAGAAACCAACAAAGGAAUUCAACUUCAUCGAGUCAAAAGAAGAGAAAUGUAAGGAUUUUUGUUCCCCUCCUGGGAUUUGUGAGACAUCAUUAACUACCUGUCACCCUGUUUCAAAACCUAUUCUUGUAACUGCUGAAGAGAAGAUGAGAAACAGCAAGUACCCAAUAUAGUACUUGCAGUAGCUUGUUACUGUCAAGUUCACACUUUAUCACUGAUUAAUCCAUCAUGAUCAUUCCCAGUCCAUGAAACUAACCAAGGUCAGAAUUUAAGGCUUCAUUAGUUAUGCUCUCAGUCACUAAUAUUGAUUAUGCCAAGCCAAAGAUUGUGACCUGUGUAAACUUAUCAUGUCAGCCCAAGAUCUUCCAUAAUUAAUAGUAUAAAUUCCUUAUCUGUGAGUAUCCUAUCAUACACAUUAUUUUUCUUGCUGACUUUCUGUUCCAUGUUUGGUUAAGUGCUGACAUUCCUCCAGUCCCUCUCUUAAUUGGCCAUUGUUCCCAUAUCAGUUUAGAAAAUGGGUGGUGGUGUCCGAUCCAAUUGUUGGAACAAUGCAGUCGAGCCCAAUAUUAUACUUGCCUGACAUGAGGGACUGCGGAGAAACUAUGAGUAGGCAUGUUACCUGAUACUCUUUUCUCCCCCCAGCCCUCCAAUAUGCUAAUUGUAACUGCUUUCAUCAGGUAAUGUAGUCCAGAACUGAGCCCAGAAUCUUGUAGCCUUCUUCACUUAGUGCAACAACAUAGCACAUUGAAUUAAUAUUAAAAGGCAGUUAAAACCAUUGGCCACCAUACUGAUUUAUACCUUGUUAUCUGCAUUAACAAUGUUCAUGUUCAGUCUUAUUUUUACACUGAAUGCUUUCUGAUGCGUUGAUUAUUUACCAAAAUGAUCUGACAGCAUUGAUCUAGAGCAGAGUUCAUAAAUUUACUUGCUAACAAUUUGCUAAGUAUCCUCUCAAAAAAUUACACUAUGCAGUCUAUUUUCUUUGUCCUCUCCUGGAGAUUUUUAUUGAGAUUUGUCACAUUCAGUUCAGUACAUUGUCUAGGUCACUUACCUUUGUGUGUGAGUAUGGACAUUAAACGGUGUUGAACUAGAAAUGCUAGGGAUUUGAACUAGAAAUGCUAGGGAUCAUUAAAUGAUCCAAAUUCUGAUUUCGUUCAAUCUCCACAUACAUUUCAGCAGGUGGCAUUGGACAUUUCUCAGGAGUUGGGGAAUUUUGGAUUAAUCCUCAUUGAAAAUAUCCCUUUAGAGAACAAAGAGAGGGCCAGGUUUCUGUCAUUACAAUAUCUCAGUGAUAACCUGGCAGAACAGAUCAACCCUAGAUCUUGGAGAACAUUGAUCAUGAGGUAUGUCACACUUUAGCUAAGCCUCAGUGACCAGUGACAAUAAUAAUGUUAGUCCUUCAUAACAGAACCAUCUUCCAAAACAAAAAUAUAGUUUAUGACACUUAUUUACACAUAGUUCAUGACACAUUAGUGUAUGACACAUAAUAUAUUAUAAAUAUACACAGUGAGCAGGCAAAUGCGCAUAUUGGUAAAAAAUCAGAAAUAAUCUGAAAUAACAGACGUAGAGAAGCACUGAUACCUCACAGCGCCAGGGACCUGGGAUCAAUUCCACCCUAGGGUAACUCUAUGGAGUUUGCACAUUCUCCCCAUGUCUCUCUUCUGGGAGCUCCGGUUUGUGUAGGGAUGUGUCGGCUAGGUGGUUUAGCCAUUGGAACGGUGGGUUAUAGGGAUAGAGUUUAUCUGGGUUGGAUGGUCUUCAGAG